This is a messenger RNA of Humulus lupulus (European hop), 807 nucleotides long. Its product is annotated as small ribosomal subunit protein eS17w-like. The transcript has 2 exons. Bases 179 to 610 code for a protein of 143 amino acids. Gene Ontology annotation, biological process: translation. Gene Ontology annotation, molecular function: structural constituent of ribosome. Gene Ontology annotation, cellular component: ribosome. Lineage: Eukaryota; Viridiplantae; Streptophyta; Magnoliopsida; Rosales; Cannabaceae. The record is from RefSeq and is a predicted model, not a curated record.
AUGGUCGCGAGCGGGCUACCCAAAACUGAUGAUACCCUCCUUACGGAAACCCUAAUAGGUCUCUCAUAUUUAAGGCAUCCCUCUCUCCCACUCCUUCACCUUCAGUCCGGCGCUCCCAUUCUGCACUUCAUUCUCUCACCUCGUUUGAUUUUGCAGGGGUUGCUUAUAACUCUCUAGAAUGGGUCGUGUUCGUACCAAGACCGUGAAGAAGUCCUCUCGCCAAGUGAUUGAGAGGUACUACUCUCGCAUGACCUUGGAUUUCCACACAAACAAAAAGAUCUUGGAAGAGGUUGCCCUCAUCCCCACAAAGAGGCUGAGGAAUAAGAUAGCCGGGUUCUCUACUCACUUAAUGAAGAGGAUCCAGAAGGGUCCAGUCAGGGGCAUCUCAUUGAAGCUGCAAGAAGAGGAGCGUGAGAGGCGUAUGGACUUUGUCCCCGACGAGUCAGCAAUCAAAACUGAUGAAAUCAAGGUUGACAAAGAGACCAUUGACAUGCUUGCUGCCCUUGGCAUGUCUGACCUCCCCGGGCUUACUGAAGUUGAGCCCCAGGUUGUCAUUCCCACCCAAGGUUUUGGCCGAGGCAGUGGUGGUGGCCCUGGAAGGAGGUACUGAAAGGGUAUCUGAGUUUUUUGUUUGCAUUUUUAAUUUGUACCUGAAGAUUGUUUGUUUGCAUUUUGGUAGUUUUACUUUUGAUAUCUGUUCUAGUAAUAUGGUAAGUGGAACUUUUUUGGUUUAGUUGGGAUGCUUGAUCUGAAGACAGUAGAUUAUUGAAUCGAUCUUCCUACAGAUAUUAAAGUUUUGUCAUCUAA